AUGCAUUCCUUAAUCUGCAUUGAAUCCUUCCUUUUCGCUCAUUCCUUCCUUACUUUGCAUUGCAUCCUUCCUUUUCGCUCAUUCCUUCCUUACUUUGCAUUGCAUCCUUCCUUUUUCAUUCCUUCCUUACCAUUGCUUCCUUCCUUUUCCUCAUUCCUUCCUUACUUUGCAUUGCAUCCUUCCUUUUCACUCAUUCCUUCCUUACUUUGCAUUGCAUCCUUCCUUUUCACUCAUUCCUUCCUUACUUUGCAUUGCAUCCUUCCUUUUCACUCAUUCCUUCCUUACUCUGCAUUGCAUCCUUCCUUUUCACUCAUUCCUUCCUUUCUCUGCAUUGCAUCCUUCCUUUUCACUCAUUCCUUCCUUACUCUGUAUGCCUUCCUUCCUUUUCACUCAUUCCUUCCUUACUUUGCAUUGCAUCCUUCCUUUUCACUCAUUCCUUCCUUACUUUGCAUUGCAUCCUUCCUUUUCACUCAUUCCUUCCUUACUUUGCAUUGCAUCCUUCCUUUUCACUCAUUCCUUCCUUACUUUGCAUUGCAUCCUUCCUUUUCACUCAUUCCUUCCUUACUUUGCAUUUGCAUCCUUCCUUUUCACUCAUUCCUUCCUUACUUUGCAUUGCAUCCUUCCUUUUCGCUCAUUCCUUCCUUAUUUUUCCUUUUUUUUUUCGCUCAUUCCUUUUCUUGCUCAUUUUUUCCUUGCUUUUGCAUUGCAUCCUUCCUUUUCACUCAUUCCUUCCUUACUUCUGCAUUGCAUCCUUCCUUUUCACUCAUUCCUUCCUUACUUUGUAUUGCAUCCUUCCUUUUCACUCAUUCCUUCCCUUACUUUGCAUUGCAUCCUUCCUUUUCACUCAUUCCUUCCUUACUUUGCAUUGCAUCCUUCCUUUUCACUCAUUCCCUUUUGCACUCAUUGCAUCCUUCCUUUUCACUCAUUCCUUCCUUUGCAUUGCAUCCUUCCUUUUCACUCAUUCCUUCCUUACUUUUUGCAUUGCAUCCUUCCUUUUCACUCAUUCCUUCCUUUCUCUGCAUUGCAUCCUUCCUUUUCGCUCAUUCCUUUCUUACUCUUUUUUCUGUAUGCCAUCCUUCCUUUUCUCAUUUUCACUCAUUUCCUUCCUUUUCACUCAUUCCUUCCUUUUGCAUUGCAUCCUUCCUUUUUCAUUCAUUCCAUUUUUUUCCUUUUCGCUCAUUCCUUCCUUAUUUUGCAUUCCUUCCUUUUCACUCAUUCCUUCUUACUUUGCAUUGCAUCCUUCCUUUUCACUCAUUCCUUCCUUAUUGUAUUUUUCCUCAUUCCUUCCUGCAUCCUUCCUUUUCACUCAUUCCUUCCUUACUUUGCAUUGCAUCCUUCCUUUUCACUCAUUUUCACUUUUCAUUUCCUUCCUUUUCCUCAUUCCUUGCAUUGCAUCCUUCCUUUUCACUCAUUCCUUCCUUACUUUGCAUUGCAUCCUUCCUUUUCACUCAUUCCUUCCUUACUUUGCAUUGCAUCCUUCCUUUUCACUCAUUCCUUCCUUACUCUGCAUUGCAUCCUUCCUUUUCACUCAUUCCUUCCUUACUUUGCAUUGCAUCCUUCCUUUUCACUCAUUCCUUCCUUACUUUGCAUUGCAUCCUUUCUUUUCAUUCCUUCAUUCCCUUUUUUACUCAUUCCUUCUUACUUUGCAUUGCAUCCUUCAUCCAUUCCUUCCUUACUUUCAUUGCAUCCUUCCUUUUCCUUUCUUUUACUUUUUCAUUGCAUCCUUCCUUUUCACUCAUUCCUUCCUUCCUUUCCUUUUCCUCAUUCCUUCCUUACUUUGCAUUGCAUCCUUCCUUUUUUUACUCAUUCAUUGCAUCCUUCCUUUCACUCAUUCCUUUCUUACUUUGCAUUCCUUUUCCUUCCUUUUCACUCAUUCCUUCCUUACUUUGCAUUGCAUCCUUCCUUUUCACUCAUUCCUUCCUUACUUUUGCAUUGCAUCCUUCCUUUUCCUUUUUCUUCAUUCCUUUUUCUUCCUUCCUUCCUUUUCAUUCCUUCCUUCCUUUUCAUUGCAUCCUUCCUUCACCUCAUAUUUCAUUCCUUCUUUUUCCAUUUCCUUCCUUUUCACUCAUUCCUUCCUUACUUUGCAUUGCAUCCUUCCUUUUCACUCAUUCCUUCCUUACUUUUGCAUUGCAUCCUUCCUUUUCCUCAUUCCUUCCUUUCUCUGCAUUGCAUCCUUCCUUUUCACUCAUUCCUUCCUUACUUUCUGUAUCCUUUUUCACUCAUUCCUUCCUUUCACUCAUUUCCUUCUUUUACUCAUUUUGCAUUGCAUCCUUCCUUUUCACUCAUUCCUUCCUUACUUUGCAUUGCAUCCUUCCUUUUCACUCAUUCCUUCUUCCUUGUAAAUUUUUUUCUCAUUCCUUAUUUCUUCCUUUGCAUUAUAAAUCCUUUUUUCACUCAUUCCUUCAUUCCUUAAAUCCUUUUUUCACUCAUUCCUUAUUACUUCCCAUUGCAUCCUUCCUUUUCACUCAUUCCUUAUUUACUUUAUUUAAAUCCUUCCUUUCCUCAUUCCUUCCUUUCUUCCUUUGCAUCCUUCCUUUUCCUCAUUCCUUCCUUUCUUUGCAAAUCCUUUUUUCACUCAUUCCUUCCUUACUUCCUUGUAAAUCCUUCCUUUUCCUCAUUCCUUCUUCUUUGCUUUUGUAA
Molecule: messenger RNA, 2640 nt
Organism: Acanthosepion pharaonis
Lineage: Eukaryota; Metazoa; Mollusca; Cephalopoda; Sepiida; Sepiidae
Source: the annotation of a GenBank genome assembly